AUGAUUUGGAAACGCCAAAAUGAAGUUUCUCACAAGUUGAAAACAAGAAUUGUGUCAAACGAUGUAAGGAAAGGAAAUAAAACGGUAUCUCGAGGCAUAAGGAACGGUUGUCUGCUUUUUUGGAGCCUAAAUAUACUAGAGGUGACUAUUAUGUCUAAAGGUAAGCGUGGCAUUAAUUUGAAACUGGCCUUGUUGAUCUGUGUUCCGGCACUUAUCAUUGCUAUAAUGCUGGUGAGGUUUUUGAACAACUCAAAGGCUGCAGAUCUACAGAAUCUUUUGCAGAACCUUAAUAAGGAGAUUAGUCAGAGCAUCAACACAGCUGCAUCGAAUCAAAAGAGCGAAGCCGAUCUGUUACAACAUUUUGAACAAUUGGCUAAUGAAAUCAAGAGUAAACAAGAAGAUCAAGCCAGGCAAUUUGAGAGGCAACGCCGCAUAUUGGAAAAAAAGAUCCAAAACUUAAAAGAGACACCUCUUCAAGGUACACUGCGUGAAAGAUUAGCAUACACGUUUGAAUAUGAUGGAAAUCACAAGUUUCCGGCUUUUAUCUGGCAAACUAAGUCAUCGAUCGAAAGCGAAUCUGUCAAAACACAUGAACAGGAAGCGCAAUGGAGAGAAAAAAACCCAGGUUUUGUGCACGAAGUCACAAACGAUGAUAUGGCUAACGCCUUGGUGCAUUAUUUCUACGGCUCCAUUCCAGAAGUGAUCGAAGCAUAUGACGCUUUGCCGUCUAAAAUUUUAAAAAUCGAUUUUUUCAAAUACCUUGUCUUAUUGGCUCGUGGUGGUGUAUACGCCGACGUGGACACUGCUCCAAUACAAGCGAUACCCAAUUGGAUUCCUGAAAACGUAGAGCCUCAUAGGAUUGGACUGAUACUUGGAAUAGAGCACGACGCAAGUGCUCCUGAUUGGAAAUCUCGAUUUGUAAGAAGGUUGCAAUUUUCGACCUGGAUAAUCCAGGCGAAGGCAGGCCAUCCAGUUCUAAGAGAAAUAGUUGCUCAGAUAACCGAAAAGACCCUUGAACGUCAAAAGGAUCAAGACUCAAACGUCAAUUUAAGAAACGAUUUGACCAUUAUGUCAUGGACAGGUUCUGGACUUUGGACAGAUGUCAUAUUUACUUACCUCAACGAUUACAUGAGGAGUGGAAUAACAGAAAAGACCACUUGGAAAGAUUUCCAAGACUUACGUGUUCCUAAAUUAAUCAGUGAUAUCCUUGUCUUCCCAUCUUAUUCCUUUAAUGCGCCUUCUGAAAUAAAAAACAAUGAUGCAUGGAAAAAUCUCUAUUUCGCAUCUCACAAAGGCAAAAAGUCUUGGAAGGCAGUGCCAAAAGUCGAGGGUAACUGA
Messenger RNA from Zygotorulaspora mrakii, 1338 nucleotides. It is a transcript of the gene HOC1, whose product is annotated as alpha-1,6-mannosyltransferase. Gene Ontology annotation, molecular function: alpha-1,6-mannosyltransferase activity. Gene Ontology annotation, cellular component: mannan polymerase complex. NCBI's taxonomy places the organism in Eukaryota, Fungi, Ascomycota, Saccharomycetes, Saccharomycetales, Saccharomycetaceae. The transcript has a single exon. Bases 1 to 1338 code for a protein of 445 amino acids. Gene Ontology annotation, biological process: protein N-linked glycosylation. The record is from RefSeq and is a predicted model, not a curated record.